CGCUCUGCAUUAUCUCACCACCCGUCUCUCAUUGUCUCUCCUCCCCCUGCUGAUCGUCUCUCCUUAUCCCUUCUGACUCCAUUCUCUUGCUAUAUACUACCUAAUUUCACCAUACUAUAUUCAAUGUAAUCUUUUUUGUUCUUGGCCCGUUCUUCACCUUCCUUAGUCCCCAUGAACGAGAAUGUCUAAUCUCUCGGAUGCGCCACUUCCUCACACCCAAUCCCUUCGCCGGUCUGCCACCCUUCCCUCGAAACUAAACCCCCGGCGUCGUCGGCAGUCGGAGUCACUGAAGCCAUCGGAGAACGAUCUAUUCUACCACCCAUCCGCGAAAGUCGUCCAUUUUGCCCCUAGAGCGCUCGCUCCCAUCCCCUCUAGCACUUCGCCCUCGGACUUUGAUUACCCGGUCGACACCGUUGAAACCCUUCCUUGGAGAUCCCCUACAGAACGGACGGUCGCUCUCGGACCGCUCCGGUUGGAAAAUGUUCACGGCCUUACCGUCUUUCUCAAGUGCGGCAAUGUCGUGCAUGCGAUUCUCAAGAACUCGCAAUGUUGGUGUGUCGACGGCGAGUCGACCUUCGUCUUGCGCAUUCGUCCUUUGACGUACUAUCGCAUCGAGCUACCUACUGAAACAGAGGACGACCAAAUAUUGGUCGUGGGGAUGAAAAAGGUCCUACCAAAGGUUCUUCGUUAUGAGGUGACCCCUUGCCCUUUCAAGAGGGGGUUUACCGUUGAGAUACCGGAGGAGGCCAAAGCCCCCAGAAGGAAGAGAGCAUGGCGCCCCAAAGGACGUCGGGACAGCGCUCCCAUCACUCCAAGCUAUCAUCAGGGCGAAAUCCAACACAAAGAGGAGCUUGCAAAAGACCCUGCGAGUGCCGGGGAAGACACGGAUGGAGAUGCGACAGAUGACAGCGGUUUCACCACGAAGGGCAGUAACAGUACCAUUUUGGAGACUAUCCCGGAUGAUAACGAAUCCCCUGAACUGCCUCAGACAUCUGAACCAGUGGACCUGCCCGGACGCUCAGUACACGAAACAGAACAGAGUUUUCAGACCUUGCUGGCAAGGUUUGAGGAUUACUCCGAACAACAGGUUGAUCCUGAAAUGAUGUUCUCAUCGAGCGUCGAAUCUUUCCAUUCUCUUGGGCCCUCAUUAUCUACAUUACCGGACCUAGACGCGUGCUCUACGCCUACAUCGAUUGAAGGUACCGAGCAAUUUCAGACCGAAUAUAGCGAUAAUCAAUCACCGUCAGAAGAACACCCCUUUCGGGAGACAGACCGCUCCAGGGACAGACUAUCCGUGUAUGUGGACUGUUGGGAUGACUUGUCAUCUGCACCGCAAGAUCUGUCGAGAGACUUUUCUCCUGAGCGGGAAGCCAAACCGAUCCCGAACGUAAUUCCCGACGUUCAACAGCCGGCUGUAACCCGCAAUGGCGCGGCCGCGACCACCGAUUCGAACCCAAAUCUCAGCAGCAUGAGCGUGGAGUUCCGCCGGCGCUCCAAGGCAUCCCGCGAGCGAGAAGUUUCCCCGAUGCCACCGGCGUCCUCACUGGCAAUUGCGAGACCCGAGAAACACGAUGCGGCGUCUCUCAUUCAGAAAACUUGCACGCUUGUCCUGGUCCCCCCUAUUCAACUACUGAUUGUUCUCAUUCAUGUCGCCGCGCGCAUCGUCAUCGGCCCCGCUUUGAACUCCGCCAUAGGCGAUUUGAACCGGAAUAUCGAGUAUGAAGUCACUGGUUCUCAGGACACAGUGGAUGAUUUCGAUCUCCCUCUUCCUGAUCGAUCUAGGGCGUCGUCUGCCGAUGAGGAUACCAAAAACUGACAUCUGUACCGACUUGAGUUUGCGCGCCCUUACCGUCUUUCAUUCCGCCACUCUUUUUCCGCUGUUCAUGUACCUGCUGUAUUCUCCGCUGAUGAUUUGCUCGAUUCCCUCUCAUGUAUUCUUCCAACUACGAUGACGCAUUUGUAUGAUCUCACUUUAUAUCUGUCUCUCCAUCUAUUCCCUUUGGUUCGGCAUCUGUACGGAUUGUGGGUGGGCUAUCUCUGUAUCUUGCACUGAAUAUGUACCCGUGUAAUGUUUUCUUUGUAUUCUAGCGAUAUCAUAAAACCGGCUCAAAAUUGUUAAUCCGGUAUAUCAUCACCCUAUAAGCAUGAUUAGUCUAGUA
Messenger RNA from Aspergillus sclerotioniger CBS 115572, 2159 nucleotides. RefSeq lists its product as uncharacterized. Gene Ontology annotation, biological process: peroxisome inheritance. Bases 182 to 1816 code for a protein of 544 amino acids. Lineage: Eukaryota; Fungi; Ascomycota; Eurotiomycetes; Eurotiales; Aspergillaceae. The record is from RefSeq and is a predicted model, not a curated record. Gene Ontology annotation, cellular component: extrinsic component of intraperoxisomal membrane. The transcript has a single exon.